CUUCUUCUUCUUCUUCUUCUUCUUCUUCUUCUUCUUCUUCUUCUUCUUCUUCUAUUUACUCCCUAGUAAGCAGGGGAGCGGAGCUCUGGGUACCCUAGGUAGCUCUUGGAAGGAAACUUCAACAUUAUCAAGGUACUACAAGCCCCAGACAUGUCCUGGUCCUAAAUCAGCCGUCUUAUCCUUUCAAAUACAUCAGUAAACUUUCCCCCCAAAAAGCUCUCUUCCCUUGCCUCCCCCUCAUCUCAGGUGCCAUGUUGGUCCGACUUUUUUUCUCUUCCAACCGCCCUCCUCUGGAACAUUCUGUGAGGCUCGGCCCCUCCCAGUCGGAGACAUGGAAACCUGGCCGUGGCCGGACCCGGCACAGCGAUGGGCUGCCGUGAACGUACGUGAUGAAAAGGUCCGCCAAACCUCUUCCAAUCGCCCACUUACGUAUCCUCCAUUUCGUUGGUUUCCUGCUGAAUACUUCGGUCCUCCCAGAAAACAUGGCUGAAGCUCAGACAGGCUCCAGGAAGACGACUCUGUUCCACCAAGAAGCCUCUGGCGGAGUCACCUACCGGAUCCCGGCCCUGCUGUUCCUGCCCAAUCAAUCUGUUUUCCUGGCCUUUGCAGAGAAGCGAUCCUCGCCCAAAGAUGAACACGCCAAGUACCUGGUGAUGAGGCGGGGGCAGAAGGAAGGGACAUCUGUCCAGUGGGGCCCCCCGCAGGCCUUGGUGUCCGCCAUGAUUCCCGGCCAUCGAACCAUGAACCCUUGCCCGGUGUACGAGAAGGAGACGGGCAGAGUCUUCCUGUUCUUUAUCUGCGUCCAGUCCAACGCUACAGCGUGGCAUCAAAUCGCAACAGGGAGGAACGCUGCCCGGCUGGGCUCUGUCUCCAGCCAAGACGGCGGCCACACUUGGAGUUGGCUGACCGAUUUGACCGACCGGGUGAUCGGAGACAACUUGAGAAACUGGGCCACCUUUGCCGUCGGGCCCGGCCACGGGCUGCAACUCCGCUCCGGGCGCCUGGUGAUUCCGGCGUACGCUUACUACAUCCGUCGGCAUGUCUCCGGGAAGCCAGCGGCCCGCCGGACGAGGCCUCACUGUUUCACGGUCUACAGCGACGAUGGUGGCCGGAACUGGACCCGCGGACAGCUCGUCCCCGGCUUCCGGACAGAAGAGUGCCAGGUCGCCGAGCUGACCCGCCCAGACCACAGCCAGGUGUUGUACUGCAAUGCCCGUAGUCCAAAGUACAGGGUCGCAGUCCUGAGCACAAACGGCGGGAACCAAUUUGAGACACCAUUCCUGAGCAAGAAGCUACCAGAGACCAGAAAUGGCUGCCAGGGCAGCGUGGUGAGUUUCUCCCCGGCGCUGAAGCCCUCGGAAACGGGCCAAAGAGCAAACCCAGUGGACUCGACUCAUCCGCUGGGCGUUCCUCGCUUGACUGCACUGAAUACCACCAAGGAAUGGCUGCUUUUCUCUCACCCCAUGGGCAGGCGCAAGCGAGUCAACCUGGGCAUCUACCUCAACACUGCCCCUCUGGCGAACGGCAGCUGGAAGGCCCCGUGGGUGCUGCACGAAGGGCCCAGCGGGUACUCGGACCUGGCCGUGUGCCGGGAGAACCACACGUUGCUCUUUGGCUGCUUGUUCGAGAGCGGACUUACCACGGAAUACGAAGAGAUAGCCUUCCGGCUCUUCACCGUCCUCGAACUUCUGAACAACACUCGAGGAAAUGUGACGUGAUGCCCGUUUCUCCCUCGCAGGGGCGGCUGCCCCCAAACCAACUAUAACCCCCGCCUGUGUAGAUUCUGCAGGGCUGAAUCGGGAAUAAAACUCGAAAGACUGGCUUAUCCAUA
Molecule: messenger RNA, 1831 nt
Organism: Sphaerodactylus townsendi
Lineage: Eukaryota; Metazoa; Chordata; Lepidosauria; Squamata; Sphaerodactylidae
Product: sialidase-3-like
Exons: 3
Coding region: 390-1718 (442 amino acids)
Biological process (GO): oligosaccharide catabolic process; ganglioside catabolic process
Cellular component (GO): membrane; lysosome; cytoplasm
Molecular function (GO): exo-alpha-sialidase activity
Source: RefSeq, a predicted model, not a curated record